Molecule: messenger RNA, 1065 nt
Organism: Culicoides brevitarsis
Lineage: Eukaryota; Metazoa; Arthropoda; Insecta; Diptera; Ceratopogonidae
Exons: 2
Coding region: 180-947 (255 amino acids)
Source: RefSeq, a predicted model, not a curated record
AUGAGAAUUCCUCUCACUCUGAGUCAAGAAUACAAAAAUUUCGCCUUAUCAACACACAACAAAAAUUCAUUUACGACAAUUUAACAUUGUUAUUGCUGCUCAAACAGCCAAAAAAACAAACAGCUGGUCCGGAUUGUUACGUAAUCGGCACUUUUUGAUCGUUUAUAAAGAGAAAAAAGAUGAAUUUUGCUGGCAAGGUCGUUUUGAUUACAGGUGCAAGUAGUGGUAUUGGUGCUUCCGCUGCUGUGCAAUUUUCCAAACUUGGUGCCAGCUUGAGUUUAAUUGGUCGAAAGCUUGAAAACUUGAACCAAGUCGCGGAAGAAUGCGCGAAAAAUGGCUCCAAAGCUCACGUAAUUCAAGGAGACAUCACAAAAGAAGCGGAUAACGUGAAAAUUAUCGACGAAACACUGAAGAAAUACGGAAAACUCGAUGUUUUGGUGAACAAUGCGGGAAUUAUUGAAACCGGCACCAUCGAAACGACAUCCAUGGAGCAAUAUGAUCGCGUCAUGAACACCAAUAUUCGGUCAAUUUACCAUUUGUCGAUGUUGGCAGUGCCGCAUUUGGUGCAAAGCAAGGGAAAUAUCGUGAAUGUAUCGAGUGUCAAUGGAAUUCGUUCGUUCCCCGGGGUCUUGGCAUACAAUUUGUCCAAAGCAUGCGUUGAUCAGUUCACGCGAUGUGUUGCUCUGGAGCUAGCUCCGAAGGGGGUUCGUGUGAAUUGCGUCAAUCCCGGUGUAACGGUGACAAAUUUGCAUAAACGAGGCGGCAUGGAUGAGGAAACCUACAAGAAAUUCUUGGAACAUACGAAGACGACACAUGCCUUGGGUCGUGCUGGGCAAGCUGAUGAAGUUGCAAAUGCCAUUUUGUUCUUGGCGAGUGAGCAAAGUAGCUUCAUUACGGGAGCUAGUGUGCCUGUGGAUGGGGGCAGACAUGCAAUGUGUCCUCGUUAAAUGCAUUUUUUGUGUCUUUUCUUGUUUAUUGACAUCUAUUUCGUACUUUUUUACAACAAAUUGGUCAGAAAAAAAAUAUUUUGCUAAAAAUUUUAAUAAAUUCGUGCAUUAAAAAUUA